Molecule: messenger RNA, 1176 nt
Organism: Grosmannia clavigera kw1407
Lineage: Eukaryota; Fungi; Ascomycota; Sordariomycetes; Ophiostomatales; Ophiostomataceae
Product: cofactor for methionyl-and glutamyl-trna
Exons: 2
Coding region: 1-1176 (391 amino acids)
Cellular component (GO): methionyl glutamyl tRNA synthetase complex
Molecular function (GO): tRNA binding
Source: RefSeq, a predicted model, not a curated record
AUGGCUUCCACGCUUGUGCCCAUCGCUUCCCAGACCUACACGCCGGCCGAGGAGACGGAGAUCCAGAAAUGGACCGCGGCCGCAGCAGCGGUGGCAGCCGCCGCUGAGCCGGCCGCACAGUCGCCGGUGAUCGCCGAGCUGAACGCACACCUGGCCUCGCGCACCACCGUGCUGGGCGUGAAGCCAUCCAAGGCCGACGUGGCCCUGUACGAGUCGCUAGCACCGGCCGUCAAGGCCUGGACACCCGAGCAGCGCACCGGCCAGGCAGGUCAUCCGCACGUCGUCCGCCUGCUCGACUUUGUGCAGAGCAGCCCGCUUUUCGGGCUCGCCGUGGCCGACGCCGACCGGAUCGCCGUCGACGCCGACGAGAUCUUGUACGUGGCGCCACCCAUCGACCCCAAGGCCGAGAAGGAGCGGCUCAAGAAGGAGAGAAGGCAGCCGCGGCAGCAGCAGCUGGCCAGGGAGGCUGCAGCGGCACCGGCAGCAGAACCGGCACCAGCAGCCGAGGGCAAGAAGAAGGAGAAGAAGGAGAAGAAGGAACGGGCACCAAAGCAGCCAAAGGCUCCGGCCGCAGCAGCUGUGCCGGCAACGCCUGCCCUUAUCGACCUGCGCGUCGGCCACGUCCUCAAGGCCAUCAAGCAUCCCGAAGCCGACUCGCUUUUUGUCUCGACCAUCGCUAUGGGCGACGCCAAGGGCAUGCCCGACACCGAGGAAUACGAAGGCCAGGUCGUGCGCACCGUCUGCUCCGGUCUCAACGGACUCGUCCCGCUCGAGGAGAUGCAGGGUCGCCGUGUCGUCGUCGUCUGCAACCUUAAGCCCGUCAAGAUGCGCGGCAUCAAGUCCGCUGCCAUGGUCCUGGCCGCCUCGCCCCGUCUGGCCGAAGGCGAGGAGGACCAUCACGGCGGUCCCGUCGAGCUGGUCAACCCCCCGCCCGAUGCUCCUGCUGGCGAGCGCGUCUUCUUCCAGGGCUGGCAGGGCGAGCCCGAGAAGCAGCUAAACCCCAAGAAGAAGGUCUGGGAAACCUUCCAGCCAGGCUUCACCACCACCGACGACCUCGAGGUCGGCUUCGACGCUGCCGCCGUCAAGGACCUCGCCACCACUGGUCUUGGCAAGCUUGUCACUGCUGCCGGCCAUGUCUGCACCGUCAAGUCCCUCAAGGGCGCCACUGUUCGGUAG